GAAGCCACACAAAGGGGGGAGGGUAACUGGCUCUAGGGUUGCCAUGUGUGCAGGGAACAAACUCCAAAACUUCAGAGCGAAAAGCUUAGUCAGUGUAAUGUGGAUGCUGACAGAGCCAGAAGGAACAUCCUGGGAUUUCAAUCACUAUUUUGUCGAAGCCUCCUUUAGCACUUCCACCUCCCACCCCUGAAGGGUCCAAAGGUCCGAGGUCUGAGUCAUUUUUAGGAGCGUGGUGCCUUCACUUGCACAACUUUUCUCGAGUGAAGCAACCGGUGUGGUGCAGGUCUCCGUUGCACCGCAGCAGACGCGUUUGAAAAGUCCCACAACUUGUUGAGAGACAGAAGGCGGUGUAAACAUGUCAGCCACACGGAUGCAGCUGCUGUCACCCAGAAACGUCCUGCUUUUAAGCCAGGGUGGAAACGAAUUGUUUGCCGGUUGCAGCGGAGCGCGGCGGGCCGGCUGCGGUGUUAGUGGUGGUGGUGUUGGUGGAGUUGGUGGUCGUCCCAGGGUCCGCUCACUGACCUCUCACCCUCUGUCCUCCUCUCCCGGCAGAGCUUUAUCGAGUCUGAGUGCGACGCGGCGCGGGCUCCCCAAAGAGAAAAUGUCCGAGAACGGAGUGUCGUCCCGGGCCAAGGUGUUGACCAUCGACACCAUGAACCCCACGGUGAAGAAGGUGGAGUACGCGGUGCGGGGGCCCAUCGUGCAGCGGGCUGUGGAGCUAGAGAGGGAGCUCUCUGAGGGAAUGAAGAAGCCCUUUGCUGAGGUCAUCAAGGCCAACAUUGGCGAUGCCCAUGCUAUGGGCCAGCAGCCAAUCACUUUCUUCCGACAGGUCUUGGCGCUCUGCUCCUACCCUGAACUGCUGAAUGACAGCACAUUCCCAGAGGAUGCUAAAAGUAGAGCACGCUGCAUUCUGCAGUCCUGUGGAGGGAACAGUAUGGGUUCCUACAGUGCCAGUCAGGGAAUAGACUCUGUGCGCCAGGAUGUGGCCCGCUACAUUGAGCGAAGGGAUGGCGGUGUGCCCUGUGACCCAGACAACAUUUACCUCACCACAGGGGCCAGCGAUGGCAUUGUGACCAUGCUGAAGCUGCUGGUGUGUGGCGAGGGUGCGACCCGUACAGGCGUCAUGAUCUCCAUACCUCAGUAUCCCCUGUACUCGGCUGCGCUGGCUGAGCUGGGCGCCGUGCAGGUCAACUAUUACCUUAAUGAGGAAAAGUGCUGGAGUAUGGACAUCAGCGAGCUGCAGCGCGCCCUGGACGAAGCUCGCCGCCACUGCAACCCCCGAGCCCUGUGCAUCAUCAACCCUGGAAACCCCACUGGUCAGGUUCAGAGCAGACAGUGCAUUGAGGAUGUAAUCCGAUUUGCAGCAAAGGAACGUCUGUUCCUCAUGGCUGAUGAGGUGUACCAGGAUAAUGUGUAUGCUGAUGGAUGCCAGUUCCACUCUUUUAAGAAGGUUCUGUUUGAGAUGGGGCCAGAGUACUCAAAUACAGUGGAGCUGGUAUCUUUCCACUCCACCUCUAAAUGUUACAUGGGAGAGUGCGGCUUCCGUGGAGGCUACAUGGAGAUCAUCAACAUGGACAAUGAGGUGAAGGCCCAGCUGACCAAGCUUGUGUCUGUCCGCCUGUGUCCUCCGGUUCCUGGACAGGCUCUAAUGGACCUGGUGGUCAACCCUCCACAGCCUGGCGAACCUUCAUAUGAAAACUUUAUCAAGGAGCGCACAGCCACCUUAAGUGCCUUAGCGGAGAAGGCCAAGCUUACAGAGCAGGUUCUCAAUACGGUGCAAGGCAUCAGCUGCAAUCCUGUGCAGGGUGCCAUGUACUCCUUCCCUCGCAUAACCAUUUCUGAAAAGGCCGUCAAAGAGGCCACGGACAAUGGUCAGCAGCCAGAUAUGUUUUACUGCAUGAAGAUGCUGGAGGAGACAGGGAUCUGCCUCGUACCUGGAAGUGGCUUUGGCCAGAAGGACGGAACCUACCACUUCAGAAUGACCAUCUUGCCACCGACAGACAAGCUGAAGAUCCUUCUGAACAAAGUCAAGGAGUUCCACCAGAAAUUCACACAACAGUAUUCUUAAAUUUCUUCAUCUCUUCCACCAUCUCUUCCACCAUUCACCAGCUACAUAAAAACAAGAAGAAGAACUUAGCCAAUCACAAUGUAUGUGUCAGUAAUAAGUGCCUUUCCUACAGAGGCUCUGGUGGUCUCUGUGAUGACACACUUCAGCCUCUACAACUAUCUGUUUUGGACAUGCAGACUGUAUACAAUCGACUGUUUUGUGUCAGUAAACUAAACUGGAGUCAAAGAAAUUAACAGACGUGUCAGUUUGGUUUGAAAAGUAAGUGUGUGUGU
Messenger RNA from Morone saxatilis (striped sea-bass), 2340 nucleotides. RefSeq names its product glutamic pyruvate transaminase (alanine aminotransferase) 2, like (gene gpt2l). Gene Ontology annotation, biological process: biosynthetic process. The transcript has 11 exons. NCBI's taxonomy places the organism in Eukaryota, Metazoa, Chordata, Actinopteri, Moronidae. Bases 356 to 2068 code for a protein of 570 amino acids. Gene Ontology annotation, molecular function: L-alanine:2-oxoglutarate transaminase activity; pyridoxal phosphate binding. The record is from RefSeq and is a predicted model, not a curated record.